This is a messenger RNA of Durusdinium trenchii, 1390 nucleotides long. The record is from the annotation of a GenBank genome assembly. Lineage: Eukaryota; Dinophyceae; Suessiales; Symbiodiniaceae.
CCACGAGUCUCGUUCCCGGACAUGUCCCAUUCUCAUUUCAGCGCUGUCCCUUUGAAAGGGAUCAAGGCACAACAAAUGCUUACGUACCAUGCUGCACAUAACUGCUCCUUGUCCAAUAGAAAGUCAUGUCAUUGAUAUUCACAGUUAUUGAUGUUUGUUGACCAUUUGACUCAAAUCUUCCAGUGAUUGCUUUUAAACAUACGCAGCACAUGCACCAAUCAAUCAGUCUAAACUCAUGAGAACUCGGAGGUCAAGAGGACAUGCACCUCCAGCUUUCCUUGAUGAGGUGCCGAAAGUCUCACGACUUUUCGCUUUUCAUUCCAAUCAAUGAGUUCUCCUCAACAGCCGCGGCGGUGAUAGGUGACGUGUAAAGUGUCAAUGUUUCUUGACCAACAUGGCUGGCUCAAGAGUGUUGUAGCUUUGCAAGUCUUAGAGCCCAAUUGUCAUGGGAACUGGACCGAUACCUGUGGUGCUCCAGUCGCCUUCUCGAUGCUGUGGGGAGUCAACAUGAGUCGUGCACAACCUCAUAAUCCAACUCAAUUUGUUGCCAGAACAUGCCAGAACACACCGGAGUCCUACGGCACUUUGGGUUGAAAUCACCCAACACAUCUCAUGUUUUAAAUUGUACCACAAGCAUCUCGCUGAAUUCGUCGUUCAGAAGCCGUUUUCGUGCCAUGAAUCCUGGCAACAUUUCCUCUUGGUUGAGUAGAUGGAGACAGUAUGGGAUCAUUGGCAUUCUCGUCGGGGGCCUCCGAUUUGUCGCAGAUCUGGCAUGCGGCGGACAUGGGGACAGGGGUCCUUGCUCAUGGUGAAUGUGGCCACCGUGGCCCUGUUUUGGUAUGACAAGCACCAGGCCAAGACUGGUGGUUGGCGGGUGCCCGAGCGCACCUUGCAGGGCACCGCCGCCCUCGGUGGAUGGCCUGCGGGGCCACUGGUCCGAAGGCGAGACUGGCAGUAUGUGGCUAUGGAAAUGUUUCAUCACAAGACAAAGAAGCAAAGUUUCCGUGUGGGCUACCAUGCAGCCACCGCCGCCAAUGUGGGCCUCGCAUCCUAUGGCCUGUCCGCUCUUGGACAAACCCAACCUGCCCGUGCACACGGACGAAGAAAACGUCGUUGAUGAGGGAGCAAUAAGUGGAUGAGAAGCGGGAAAGAUUGAGGCCUUGCCUGAACGGAGUCAAUUAUUCCAGAAGUGACACGGCAACUGCUAUCAAGUCCAGCAAGGCUUCAAAGGCUUUGACUUUUUUGAACAUUUGAAGUAUUCCAGUGGCCGGUUUUCAGCCAUCAUUGAGCUGUGUACUACCGCAUGCACAGCGGAUAUGGACUUCCAAACGGGAGUUCAGACGACUCGGUUGCCACAGCCUGCUGGGCAGAGCGAUCCAAAGCUGUUCGG